AUGGAUCGGUAAUUGCCCCAGUGCAUGCUGGGUUUUUCGUCAUAACCUUUUUUCCCCCGAAAACAUUUACGGCUUUUUGGAUUGACAAAAGUAUCACCUUUAGAAAAUAUUAAUGAUUUUAAGAAUCAGAAUUUAAUAAAUGACGGCGGGAGGCGAUAACAAGAGUUUAUGAAGAGCCGUUUUCCUUUAUUCUUUGUGCUGUGUUAAUAUAUAGAUUAGCAGGAGAGCUAAUGGUUUAGCUUACUGGUUUUGUACAUAGUCAAGUUUAUGAAGUCGUUUUAUUAGCUCCUGAUGUCAUUUGUCCUAUGCUGCUUAGUUUACACAUAAAAUAGGCAGACCUCGAGGGAUUUAUAACAAGCCAAACUGAAGGUUUGACAUUUUUUUCCAAUUUGGACUUCCAUAAGAGUGGAGGACACAUCUCUGUUUAACUGCUGUGUCACAGGAAAAUGCCUAUUUAACAGGGUCUUGACUUUGUUACGGUAAAAUGGAGGCAUGUGUGAGGUUUUUAUGUCGCGAAGGUCCUCGGAUAAUCUCUACGAAAUGUUGGACUCGGGGAAUAUUGAAGGGGUCGAGAUCACCUCUGAGUCGUCCUCUCUGUGGUCAUCGCUCAGCAGCAGCUGUCUGGACAUGCAGACAUGGUCCUGCAGAGACAACACGACUAACACAUACACACACACACAGCAAUCUCCUGUGUCGUGGCAAUGUUACAGACUCUUCACAUACAGCUCUGUCAAGUGUGGCCCCUGUCUUUAUAGUGAUGAAAUUUGAUCCUGAGGGAAAUGUCACUUCAUUUGAGAAAAAGAAAACAGAGCUUUAUCAGGAAGUUGGAUUGCAGGCAAGAGACCUGAGAUUCCAACACCUCACAAGUAUCACAUCAAGAAAUAACAAAAUCAUCAUACGCAUGGAGUCCCUAAAAGCUGUAGUAACUCCAGAGUCCCUGUUGGUGUUGGAUUUCCGGGGGCUUGGUUUGGAGAAGUGGCUGGUUUUGGAGCUGGGGCCACAGCUAGCAGGAGAUGGUGCUCUGGCCACUUAUUCUCUACCUUUUGAGUUUAGAGCCUUGGAGGCCAUUCUACAGCACAGGAUAAACACCCUCCAGGCAAGACUAAAUGAGGUUCAGCCCCAGAUUUUAGAUUGCCUCGAGUCUUUAGUGGAUCCCAAGCUUCUGUCUGCAGACCGCAGUAAACUACACAUGCUUCUUCUCAGCAGUAAGAGUCUCUCUGAACUCGAGACUGACAUUAAAGUAUUUAAGGAUAGCCUGCUGAAAAUUCUGGAUGAGGACGAGCUGAUCGAGGAACUGUGUCUCACUAAAUGGACUGAUCCCCGUGUGUUUGAGGAGAGUAGUUUAGGCCUAGAUCAUGCUCAUGAGAUGGAGUUACUCCUGGAAAACUAUUUCAUGCAGGCAGAGGAGCUGGGAAACAAAGCUCGGGAGCUGAAGGGGCUCAUUGACGACUCUGAGAGUGUUAUCUUCAUCAACCUGGACAGUCAUCGAAAUGUGAUGAUGCGCCUGAACCUCCAGCUCACCAUGGGAACCUUCUCGCUUUCCUUAUUUGGUCUGAUAGGAGUGGCAUUUGGCAUGAAUCUGAUGUCUUCAUUUGAAGAGGAUCCACGUGCAUUCUGGUUAGUGACAGGAGUCAUGUUCCUAGGCAGUGGACUCAUAUGGAGGCGGCUGCUGUCUUUCCUGGGAAGACACUUGGAGCCCAGCUCUCCUCCUCCAAUCCCACCUGUUUGGAGGAAAAGCCAACUCAGCACGUUAAAAGGGACAGAUCUAAAACCCGGAGUUAGAUGAUAGUGUGACUCACCCUUGUUGUUCCUUCUGUUUUUCUGUGCGCAGUAAAUCUGUUGUAAACUGAUGUUAUGUUGUGCUUUUAAUUGCAGUGAAUAGUUUUCACUUAAAAUAGCAAGAAGGCACAGAAUUUACACAUUUUCCUAUCGUAAAUGUCUCUUAAGCGUCUUUUACAACAUCUUGCGCGUAGUAGACAGAAAUCAGUCUGAUUUUUACUCACUAUAUUUGUAAUCAGGAAUUUUAACCUCUUGAGUUUAAAUGUCAGUAAGUCACAGAUUAAUGUGAUGUUAUGAACACAUUGUGCAUACCUCUUACUGGUUUUAAGCUAUGUUGAUCUUUAUAAGGUUAGCCCUUAAAUACUUAUGCUUUAAAUAAUGCUGAUGGAUACAUAACUUAGAAUAAAGAGUUUCAAUAUAUGUUCCUACAUUGGGGUUUUGACUGCUAAUGAAUAUGCACUCACUGUCCACUUUAUUAGGAACAUCUGCACAUUCUCCAAAUUAAAAUUUUAUUAGUCACAUACACAAUCGUACACAGUACAACAUGUAGUGGAAAGUUUUUUACGACUGUCCUAUAGCGUAAAUU
Messenger RNA from Hemibagrus wyckioides, 2365 nucleotides. RefSeq names its product magnesium transporter MRS2 (gene mrs2). The transcript has 11 exons. Lineage: Eukaryota; Metazoa; Chordata; Actinopteri; Siluriformes; Bagridae. Gene Ontology annotation, cellular component: mitochondrial inner membrane. Bases 485 to 1786 code for a protein of 433 amino acids. Gene Ontology annotation, biological process: mitochondrial magnesium ion transmembrane transport. The record is from RefSeq and is a predicted model, not a curated record. Gene Ontology annotation, molecular function: magnesium ion transmembrane transporter activity.